AUGGUUCACCGACUAUUCAAGAACAUUGUACCCAAAACGAAUCUAAAAAAUGUGAGUUUGGAUUUAUUAAAGAAUUACACCACAUUGUUUGCAAUACGGCAUUUAUUAGACAGUGGCAUAGAUUUGAGGUUAUAUACACAGAACAGAGGAUUUAUGAAUCUACCAAAACAUCUGCGACGCUUGAUGAGCAACUGGUUCAUUAUUACAAAAGAUAAUAUCGAUAUUAAUGAUGAUGCGAGCGAAGUAAUGGUACUUAAAGUCUAUUCACCAGACGAACAAAUUUCUAAUAUAUUGUUAAAGAAGCGCAUUUUCCGAAGAAACGUUGUGAUAUCGCCAUUGUUGAAUAUUAAUGCAGAACUGAAACUAGCUUAUGAAGACCUUGGAGACGAUUCUGUGAUACUUGACAUCACACCAUCAUUCUUCGAAUUUGCGAGUUUUAUCUUUGAAAAUGAAAGAGAUAAUACUAUUCUGCGCCAUUUACAUAUCGGGGAUGUUGUAUCGAUCAAUUUCGGAAAUGGAAACAAUUUUGAGAUUAUAAGAGCGAUAUUUUGUCAUCAAAAGAACGACCUUAGAUUUGCAUUUGUUAUCGUUGAUUGGUUUGAGGAAUUAAAUCGAACAAGGCUAGGUUGUCCAAUGUAUCAGUUACAAAAGACACAUACUAAUCAGCAAAGAGUUUUUUCUAUUAGUUUAGUAAAUGCGAUUAAAAUAGUGCAUUUCGUUCAUUGUUGA
Molecule: messenger RNA, 729 nt
Organism: Rhizophagus irregularis DAOM 181602=DAOM 197198
Lineage: Eukaryota; Fungi; Glomeromycota; Glomeromycetes; Glomerales; Glomeraceae
Source: RefSeq, a predicted model, not a curated record